AUGUACACCGCAGCUAUUAGUAGCAGGCCCUGCUCGGACAGCCAUUGGGAAGACAUCCUGCUAAUAACCAAUGCUGCUGAUUGGGUCAUCACGUCAGAGGUUACAAAUAUAUCCGGCUUUCUCUACUGGCGAACUUACCGCCAGGACCGGGUGCCUGAAAGAGAUCCAUUAAAUAUAAUUCAAUGUAGUCCUGGACCAAAAAGGAAAAGUAGGGUACUUGUGGGUCCCAAGCUCUUGCCGUUGCCGUUUAGACUACACUUGGAGUCACAAUUGCCCGCGCUGGAGAAGAUGGCGGCAGUAAGUUGGACUACAGAAGAGGCCGCUAUUGCUGUGGUACUGAACAUGUGGGGAGUGAGCUACAAGACCAUCGCUAGGUUGCUGACCCUUAAAAGCGCCAAUGUACGAGGUAUUCAGCACGGCGCAGGACCUCUGUAUGAAAGGACUGAGGCCGCAGUUGGGAAAAAGUUGCGGAGGAUACGCGACGAGAGACCAGAGCUCUGGAUAGAGCAAGAAGGCAAAUGGGAUUGGGAAGCGGUAUCCCGGUACCUUCACGACUCCCAGAUUGAUCAGGUCCUGCUUGACAAGCUGCUGGUCUUGACAGACGACGAUAUUGAGACGAUCAACCAGGUAGGUCCGUUGAGCGCAACUCGAAAUAUUGCAGCUGAUCGAUCAUGGCAGACCCAGAGAGCCGAUUAUCUCUUCCUUGAUGCGAAUUAG
Messenger RNA from Aspergillus fumigatus Af293, 717 nucleotides. RefSeq lists its product as uncharacterized. NCBI's taxonomy places the organism in Eukaryota, Fungi, Ascomycota, Eurotiomycetes, Eurotiales, Aspergillaceae. The record is from RefSeq and is a predicted model, not a curated record.